UUCUACUUUCCUUUGGUAGAAACAUGGACACAAGCAUUUCUGGAUCGGAAAAUAUCCGGAUGGACGAAUACCAUCAAAACGGAAGUAGGAUAUCUGAUCCGCGGCUGCGGAAAGCGGUUGCUAUGGUAACGGAAACGCAGAGACUGACCCCGCUGUUGAAGGAGGAACUUCGGCUACAGAUCCUCACAAAACGGCAUGCUAAUGGACAGGCUGAAAUCGACAAGGAGGACCAUACCCCCAAACAAUUUGAGUUGACCCCAGAGGAAAUAGAGAAGAAACAACGACGAAGAGAACAGAAUAGAUUAGCCGCUCAACGAUGUCGUCAGAAGAAGAAAAUGUGUCAGAACUUCGUCUUACUGGAGCUGGAAAAGCAGCAGGCCCGGAACCGAGACCUAGAGAUGGAACUGCGCAAACUCCGCCGAGAGAAAAUGGAGCUUCAAUCGGCUUACGAGAGUCAUGUGACUUCCGGUUUGUGCAGCUUCGUUAAACCGGAAGGAGAACACAUUCUGCCGCCAUGUUCCUUUUCGGAUUUCAGUUUCAUAGGCGAAGCUUUGAACUUGCCAGAGGACUGAUGAUGUCUAGGUUUUUACAGACAUGGUCCAGACUUGCCAGAAUUAGUUUCCCACUGUGUCUUUCAGAGAUCCUCUUUUAAUUUUCAUACAGUUGUUUAAUAUUUUCUUCUUUUGACAAUGUAACGUACGUUAGUGUGGAUUCUUAGUGUUUAAUUCAAAUGGAAACCAUUUUCAUAAUGGAACCAUAUUCAUUGGGUAUUAGCCGUAACCAUUCGCACAUGAUUUAAAGAGCCUCGCAGCAGUAGGGUGGCUGCAAUGACAUGUUUAUCUGGUACAAGGAUGCCAAUAUUUCAAUGUUGAAAUAUAUAUCCUCCGUCUUGAGUUCGUGCGAAAAGAGACCAAUCAAUCAAAUACGUAGCUGUAAACUUAUGAGCACGCAUGGUCAAGCAUUUUGUGUGGAAAUCCCCGUCUAAUUAACUAGCACCAGCUGUGGACACUGAUAUGGCUCAAAAGUUCUUAAAUUGGAGGCCAAGACAAAUAGUGGUGUGCCGGAUGCCAAGAGGUGCGGGUUGGCCCCCUCCCUCCAAAGACAGUCUGUAUA
Haliotis rufescens (red abalone) is the source of this 1113-nucleotide messenger RNA. Its product is annotated as cyclic AMP-dependent transcription factor ATF-3-like. NCBI's taxonomy places the organism in Eukaryota, Metazoa, Mollusca, Gastropoda, Lepetellida, Haliotidae. The transcript is spliced from 3 exons. Gene Ontology annotation, molecular function: RNA polymerase II cis-regulatory region sequence-specific DNA binding; DNA-binding transcription factor activity, RNA polymerase II-specific. Gene Ontology annotation, biological process: regulation of transcription by RNA polymerase II. Gene Ontology annotation, cellular component: nucleus. The record is from RefSeq and is a predicted model, not a curated record. Bases 24 to 572 code for a protein of 182 amino acids.